AUGGCCGAGCUGCACACAAACGUGCUUCUCUCUCAAGCCAUCAAUAAACACUCCUCGGGGAAAUUCAUUCCCAUACUACCGCAGGACCUGGAACAACGCGAUCUGAGCCCUCACGCGAUCAGGGACGAAGAUUUGCGUGCCCUGUUAUCCUCCGAUCUGGCACUGUUCACCUACGACGGCGCAGAACUUGACGCUGGCACGGUAGUCGAAUACAUGGUCGCCAAAAUGGCAGACAUCCCCAGCGUCAUUCUACGGACCGACUUCCGCGGUGCCGGUGACCAAGGGAAGGCUGGUGACCCGUGGAAUCUCAUGAGUUCGAAUUGGCCACGCACGGUUGGUGUCUCGGUCAACGCCAUGGUCGGGUACAAAGAAAGUCUAGCGAAGGCAUUUAGCGAAGGUCAAAAGACCACCGGCGGCGAGUACAUGAUUGACGACGUUGCUCAGAAAGUGGUCGCCGGUUUUGAACAGGCUAUGAGGCAACCGCCUAGGCUACCAAAGGAACUCAGAGGGCCUGUCUACCAAUGGCUUGCACUCAUGCCGGGUUUCAGGGAUGGGAACGACGAAUCUAAUCUCGCGAGGUUGUCGAAGCUGUGUAUGGAAAAGCAGGAUAAAGGGCUGUUGUAG
Molecule: messenger RNA, 624 nt
Organism: Exophiala dermatitidis NIH/UT8656
Lineage: Eukaryota; Fungi; Ascomycota; Eurotiomycetes; Chaetothyriales; Herpotrichiellaceae
Exons: 1
Coding region: 1-624 (207 amino acids)
Source: RefSeq, a predicted model, not a curated record